CUUCUCUGACAUGCUGCAGAGGGCGGAGCCUCACAGCGGAACGGCCAAUGAGCUGCGAGGAAUGGUGCCAGAAAACAGCACAGUUCGCUGCAACCGCCGCUGCUUUGGAUUGUGGGAAAAGAAACCAGACGGGGGAAUGCACCCGGUCAAGCAAGGUUGCUGGACUCACGUUGGCAACGAGCAGGAGUGUCAUAGCGACCAUUGCCAGGUAACAGCAACGGCCUCUCUGACCCUCAAUGACACAGACUACCAUUUCUGCUGCUGCAGCCGAGACCUGUGCAACGCCAACUUUACCGAGCCCCCGCCCACUGCUGAAACCCCCGCCCUGAGGCUGAUGAAGGCAGACGGGCGGGACGACAGACUGACAGAUCCCCAGCCACUGCGACGGGAGGAGACGGCGCUCAUCGCCCUGGUAACUGUCGCUAUAGCGGCUGUUGCCGUUGUGGUUUUGUUCCUGGGAUACCGCAUGAUGAAAGGGAAGCAGAAACACAGUCUGUCGGCUCUGGAUGUGAUGGAGGCAGCAAACACUAACACUGCUGUCGACCUGGAUCAUCUCAAACUACUGGAGCUGAUUGGUCGGGGUCGUUACGGCUCAGUGUUUCGCGGCUGUCUCAACGAGCGCUGCGUGGCCGUCAAAGUCUUCAGCUCGGCCAACCGGCAGAACUACGCCAAUGAACGCUCCAUCUACUGCGUGCCGCUGCUGCAGCAACACGACAACAUCGCCCGCUUCCUGGGCGCCGACGAGAGGUUGGCGUCCGAUGGGCGGCCAGAGUUCCUGAUCCUCAUGGAGUUCUACCCACAUGGCUGUCUGUCUCGUUACCUGUCUCUCCACACGGUGGACUGGUCUACCUGCUGCAGGAUGACUCACGGUGUGACCAGAGGACUCGCCUUCCUGCACACUGAACUCUACAGAGGAGACCAGUACAAAGCGGCCGUGGCCCACAGAGAUGUGACCAGCAGGAACGUUCUGGUCCGAGCCGAUCUGUCCUGCGUCCUGGCCGACUUCGGCCUGUCCAUGAGGCUGACGGGAAGCCUGCCCUGUCGCCCCGGAGACGACGAAACCGUGGCCAUAUCUGAGGUGGGGACGGUGCGCUACAUGGCCCCGGAGGUUCUGGGCGGAGCUCUGAACCUGCGGGACUGUGAGUCGGCGCUGAAGCAGGUGGAUGUUUACGCUCUGGGGCUGCUCUACUGGGAGAGCUUCAGGAGAUGCUCCUACCUGUUCCCAGGCGAGGCGGUACCAGAGUACCAGCUGGCGUUCCAGGCAGAGCUCGGGAACCAUCCCAGUUUCGAGGAGAUGCAGAUCCUCGUCGCCAGAGAGAAGUUCAGGCCCAGAUUCCCCGAAUCCUGGAAGGAGAACAGCCUGGCGUUGCGUUCUCUGAAGGAGACGAUGGAGGACUGUUGGGAUCAGGACGCUGAAGCUCGACUCACCGCUCAGUGUGCAGAGCAGAGACUGUUUGAACUCUCACUGCUGAGUACACACACUGCAGUACACAACCACAGGAAUCUGUCUCAGGGCCUCUGGCCUCCUCCGUCUGGCUCCGCCCCCUCCCUCAUUAAGGAUCUCCAGGUGGGCGUGGUCAAGAAUCUCCAGGGAGACGGUCACCCAGCAGCGGUCGUCAAGAUGACCACGAGUGGAGCAGAAGGUCCUGAGAGGAACAGAAACUCCAUCAACCACGAGCGGCAGCAGGCCCAGGCUCGCUUGUCCACUUCAGACAACAACAUGUUGUCCAGCUCCGCCAUGACACCUGUCUCCACCCUCCUCACCAUCUCAGAGUCCCAACACACAGGGGGCGCUCUGCCCAGUGUCUGCCAGCCGCUGACAGAAGAAGACCUGGAGACCCAAAAACUGGACCCCAAAGAGGUGGAUAAGAACCUGAGGGGAAGUUCUGAUGAAAACCUGAUGGAGCGUUCACAGAAACAGUUCAGUUCAUCCAACCUGCUGUACGGCCAUGUACUGCAAACUGCUCAGGUGAACUACUGUGUGUCGGUUCCUCAGGGGGAGCUGGGAGGUGUUGGGGGGGUUGAGACCACCCUCCCCCUCCCCAAACUGCAGAACCUGCCCCAGAGACCCACCAGCCUCCACCUCCUCCACAAAACCAACGAGACCGUCUCCGCCUCUUCCAGACUGAAGCUGGGAAAGCUCAAGUCCAACCACAGACAGGUGGAAACUGGCGUUGCUAAGAUGAACACGGUGGCAGUCGCCACGGCUGCAGAGCCUCGCCAGGUAACCGCGGUGACCAUCAACACCAGCACGAGAGUAGGAGGCGGCGACCCUGCUGUGAGCCGAGUUCACUCGAAAAUGGCGGUCGCCAGCAGCUAUAGCGCGGGCGCCCCCGCCCUGGUGACCAACAGUCUGAUCGGCCGCGGGCGGACCAAUCCGGCGGGGCCGCAGCUGGAGGACGAAGACAAGAUGGAGGCAGGAGAGGACCAGCGGAUCAACCUGCUCAACGCCAGUCCGGACGAACACGAGCCGCUGCUGAGACGAGAGCAGCCGCCCGCUGAGAGCCAUCCGGGACGGGGAUCAAACUCCAACAACAACAACAACCGGACAGCCUGGGCCUCCGGCGAGGAGAGAGUCCGUGGCUCAGGUUCAGACCCGUGUGUCCGCAGAGCGCCGGUGUCGACCCACGGGUCCUCCACAAGUCCAGAGACUCGUCUGGUCCAGACUCAAAAAGCUCCGGUGCUGGAUCCAAAGGCCCUCGGACCCCCAGUCUCUGGUCCUAACCAUCCAGUCUCUGGUCCUAACCCUCCAGUCUCUGGUCCUGUCUCUGGUCCUAGCCCUCCAGUCUCUGGUCCUAGCCCUCCAGUCUCUGGUCCUAACCAUCCAGUCUCUGGUCCUAACCCUCCAGUCUCUGGUCCUAACCCUCCAGUCUCUGGUCCUAACCCACCAGUCUCUGGUCCUAACCCUCCGGUCUCUGGUCCUAAUCAUCCAGUCUCUGAUCCAAAUCCUCCAGUCUCUGAUCCAGACCCUCCAGUUUUUGAAUCUCAAAAACUACAUCCUACAGCUCUUCCAGAACCUGCAGCAGUUCUGCGACGCCCAGCCUUCGAUCCACAGACUCCGCAGAACAGACGCGGGCGUCCGUGUUCCCUCGACCUAUCAGCAUCCUGCACCUCUUCAGAUGAUGCUCCUCUGACAGAUGAUGGCGGUCUGAGCGCUUCGGGAGAGAAAAUAAAACGCAGAGUCAAGACUCCGUACACCGUGAAGAAAUGGCGUCCGGCCUCGUGGGUCGUUUCCACGGAUACAGCUCUCGACCCGGACUUCGAGUUCAACACCGCCGGCGGUGGCAGUCAGACCCAUUUCCCUUCUGGUUUCCAUGGAGCGGGAAGCUUCGGCAUCCCCAAAAUCAAUCAGUCUAAAUCCAGCAUGGCAGUGUUUUUGGUCGGAGGCGGAGCCACAGCGACAGCGACCUCCGACCCUGACGGGAUCACCUGCUUCUAAACGUUGGCGUUGUCUUUUCUUAAAGGUCCAGUGUGUGGGAAUUUCUCCCAUCUGGCGUUGAGAUCAUAUAUCAAUCAACUCUCUCGCACCACGCAGUUCAAAG
This is a messenger RNA of Sander lucioperca (pikeperch), 3542 nucleotides long. Its product is annotated as bone morphogenetic protein receptor type-2-like. The transcript has 20 exons. Bases 11 to 3439 code for a protein of 1142 amino acids. Gene Ontology annotation, cellular component: signaling receptor complex; plasma membrane. The record is from RefSeq and is a predicted model, not a curated record. Gene Ontology annotation, molecular function: transforming growth factor beta receptor activity; ATP binding. Gene Ontology annotation, biological process: BMP signaling pathway; vasculature development; cellular response to growth factor stimulus. NCBI's taxonomy places the organism in Eukaryota, Metazoa, Chordata, Actinopteri, Perciformes, Percidae.